Molecule: messenger RNA, 718 nt
Organism: Mucor mucedo
Lineage: Eukaryota; Fungi; Mucoromycota; Mucoromycetes; Mucorales; Mucoraceae
Exons: 5
Coding region: 1-705 (234 amino acids)
Biological process (GO): ubiquitin-dependent protein catabolic process; positive regulation of proteasomal ubiquitin-dependent protein catabolic process; protein polyubiquitination
Cellular component (GO): cytoplasm; ubiquitin ligase complex
Molecular function (GO): ubiquitin conjugating enzyme binding; ubiquitin protein ligase activity; zinc ion binding
Source: RefSeq, a predicted model, not a curated record
AUGACUGAAUAUUCCUUCAAGAGAAAGAAAGAGAUGUUUGAAUGCAUUAUUUGCCUUGAAAAAUCUUAUGAAACAGACUUCUGCUCCGCUGGCACUGACAAUUGUGAGCAUUUUAUUUGUGAGGACUGUGUCCAUCAGUAUUUCACCAAUGCUCUAAAUGAUAAUCGUUACACGAGUUACGAUCUUAUACAAUGUCCCAGUCCAGGUUGUAAAGAGUAUUAUGUCUCUGAUCAAGUUAUGGACUUGUAUUUUUCAGAUGCUGAUGCAGAGAAGUGGUGGACUAGUGCCAUUGGUAGUAAAGCUUACAUCGCUAAUAAGGUGUCUUGUCCUAUGGAGAAUUGUCAUGCUGUCUUUGAUGUCGAUUUCAACCAUACCAAACAGUGUACAUUUGCUGAGUGCCAUGAAUGUCACCGUGGCUUUUGCAUCACAUGUCAAACUAUUUGGCAUCCAGGUAGGAUCAAAGUAUACGAUGAUAAGGAAGCCUUGCAAAGGACACUUAAAAAAGCUAAACACAAUAACUGGUCCCGCUGUCCUCGAUGUGGUCAAGUCAUUGAAAGAGAGGCUGGGUGUUCUCAUAUGACUUGUUAUUGCGGAACUUAUUUCUGUUACCAUUGCGGUCGUGAGGUAGACGACUGUUUGGAUCAAUGCGAAUUUUGGGACGAAAAAAAGUUAACGGAGCUACGUAAUCUGAUGUUUCCCUGUUAACUAAUUAACGGAA